UUAUGAAUCAUCGUUAAAUAUCUGAGGAAGAACUUGCUUUUAAAUGUAUUCGCCCAUGAAGCCAGUAUGCUUAUUCAAGUUUAGGGUAAUCGUUAUACUGCUUUAACAUGUGAAAGUCUGAUACGCCUAACCCGAUGGUCACACGGGGCGGCACAGGAGAGAGACAAGCGACCAGCGACCGUUCAUUUUCAAGAGUUGGCGAUUUACAGCGACAAGAGACAAGCGGUCGUUGCAAAGCGAAUGAAGUCAGGCACUUGGUAGGAAGCUGGACGUUAAACUUUUAUUCCCAGAACCAACCAGUCAAGAUGAGAAUUACUCUUUUAUUUUUGUACCUGUUUUGUGAAAACACAAACGGAGAUAUUCUUUUUACUGUCGCGUGUGGGGAUGACACUAUUUUGAGGUGUCCUGCAGAAGCUGAGCUGCAACGUGUCCAGUACAGAGCGGUUAGUUGGUACCAGGUGUCUGAAGGCCAUUCCACUGGGAUAAUCCGGUGGGACAGGCAAACCAACUCGGUCAGGAAGUUUGUGAACCUGUCCCGGGACAUGGAGUGCCCCUCGGGAGACGGUCUCACCUUGAGGAUCCGUAACCUUACGACGAAGGACAACGGGGUGUAUCGCUGCGCCCUCUGGGCCCCCGUGGGGGAAUUCAACAGGGAAUGGGAUAUCCAGCUGAGUGUCACAGGGUGUUCCGAAGCAGAGGAGUCAUACGACGUGAAAGACAUUCUGCUGUAUGGAGCGGGGGCAUUCCUGUUCUUACUUACACUUGCACUGCUACUCAUUUGCCGUUUGGAAAAACAGUUUUCCACCAGCGGAAAAGGUAUCAAACCAACACUAGGAGCAUACAUUGACAUUGUUUCAUUGCUGAAGAAAUCUCAUGGCCUCAUGAUGCAACAUGUCUGAACAGCUAAAUCUGUAGAAACUUUGAUGUGUAAGUGGAAGUGUAACCAAUAAAAAUACUGUUAAAAUUUU
Molecule: messenger RNA, 968 nt
Organism: Anguilla anguilla (European eel)
Lineage: Eukaryota; Metazoa; Chordata; Actinopteri; Anguilliformes; Anguillidae
Product: CD83 antigen-like
Exons: 6
Coding region: 135-899 (254 amino acids)
Source: RefSeq, a predicted model, not a curated record